AUGGACGGCAAAACUGUGGUGAAAUUUUUAAAAUCAUGGGCUCACAUCAGUAAAUACGGAACAAUGCCGCAAGAUUUUGAUUCACCUAUGCUUUUAGAUCAUAAGAACCCUUAUGCGCCCUCGGCCAAAGAGAUUGAUGAUGUCGUCAGGUUCACGUUCGAGCUGACUCUGAAGAAUGUAAAGAAACUCAAAGAGCGAGCCAAAAGCGAGUCAACUCGCUCGGAUCUUCACCUGUCAACUUUCGUAGUCACUUACACCUAUGUAUUGACUUGUGUGGUGAAGACACGUGGAGGCGAUGCAAAUCAACCAGUUCCUUUCGUGUACAAUGCUGAUUUCAGAGAAAGGCUAGACCCGCCGGUUCCUAUGACCUACUUUGGGAACUGUGUGAUGCCUAUCAAUUUCUCUGGAUACAAAGUAGAGACGUUUUUGGGAGAAGAUGGAUUCGUUAAUGGUGUCAAGAUUCUCAGUGAUUGGAUCAGUGAUUUGAGUUCUCGAGGGGCUGAGUCAAUAUGGGAGUUGCAUGAGGAAGGAUUAAAAGUGAUGGAACUCGGUACACCAAAGCUGGCCGUUAUUGGGUCUAACAAAUGUGGGAUAUAUGGGUCGGAUUUUGGGUGGGGAAGACCCGUUCAUACUGAAAAUAUAUCUGUCAGUGAAAACCUUCUCAUUUCUAUGUCAGAGACGUGGGAUGUGGAGAUUGGCAUAUGUUUGAAGAAAUGUGAGAUGGAUGUUUUUAAUCUGUAUUUCAAAAUGGAUUGUAAACCUGAAAAAAAUGAUUUUUUCCGUAUCUAG
Messenger RNA from Thlaspi arvense, 789 nucleotides. Lineage: Eukaryota; Viridiplantae; Streptophyta; Magnoliopsida; Brassicales; Brassicaceae. The record is from the annotation of a GenBank genome assembly.